Messenger RNA from Solea senegalensis (Senegalese sole), 6254 nucleotides. It is a transcript of the gene plekhm2, whose product is annotated as pleckstrin homology domain containing, family M (with RUN domain) member 2. Gene Ontology annotation, cellular component: endosome membrane. Bases 493 to 3549 code for a protein of 1018 amino acids. NCBI's taxonomy places the organism in Eukaryota, Metazoa, Chordata, Actinopteri, Pleuronectiformes, Soleidae. The record is from RefSeq and is a predicted model, not a curated record. The transcript is spliced from 20 exons. Gene Ontology annotation, molecular function: kinesin binding. Gene Ontology annotation, biological process: lysosome localization; regulation of protein localization; Golgi organization.
GACAUCGAGUCCACUGCAUUUAAAGCAAUAGCACAAAAAGUUAGAUGUAAUUUGGUAAAUAUCUGCGAAAGGGCAACUGAUAGUGGUUAGUAGUAACCAACAAUAGUAGUGAAACUUAGAGUAUGAUGAAUAUAGUUGUCGCUAUAAGUUUCUUUAUUACUGGUUUUCAGAAGCUGCUGCUAGCGACCCCCGGCUUGAUUAGCGUUCCGAAAAAGUCAAGUGGCUAAAGCGAAGCCAAGCUAACAUCACAUUGCUAACAGAAUCUGUUGUCAGAGGUCGACGUAUCACGCGGUGCUUGUGGGGCGUUAAUAUGACUGCUGUGAAAUAGCGGUGUUGUCAAUUCAACUCUGUGCGCCCAAGUGACUCCGUCGUUAGUUUGGUAGAACAGUAUCAUGUCAACUAGCUUUGGCGGGCGGCAUUAGCAUUAGCAAAACAAGAUCUCUGCGUUGGGAGUCAGCUGACAACCUGCUGUAAGCUGCCAACAGACCAGUGAUGGAUCAACUGAAAGUAAAGGAUCGUAUACUGGAAAAUAUCUCUCUGUCUGUGAAGAAGUUGCAGAGCUAUUUUGCAGCCUGUGAAGAUGAGACUCCAGCUAUCAGGAAUCAUGACAGGGUCCUGCAGCGCCUCUGCGAACACCUUGACCAUGCUCUGCUAUAUGGGCUACAAGACAUCUCCUCAGGCUAUUGGGUUUUAGUCCUUCACUUCACCAGGAGAGAGGCUGUCCGCCAGAUAGAUGAGCUUCAGCACAUAGCAACCAACCUUGGUCGAAGCCGUGCGUGGUUAUACCUGGCAUUGAGUGAGAGCUCUUUAGAGAGCUACCUGCGCCUCUUCCAGGAGAACCAAGGAUUACUGCACAAGUAUUAUUUCAAGAAUGCACUGGUCUGCAGUCAUGACCACCUCACACUCUUCCUCACACUGGUGUCUGGCCUGGAGUUCAUUCGUUUUGAUCUGGAGCUGGAUGCGCCCUAUUUGGAUGUGGCCCCCUACAUGCCAGAAUACUACAAACCCCACAACCUGCUGGACUUUGAAGAAAGGCUGCCCAGUUCAGACAGCUUGUCAUUGCACUCCUUUACUUCCCUCACAUCCACCAACCUGGAGUGGGAUGACAGUGCCAUAGCCCCUUCCAGUGAAGAUUAUGAUUUUGGUGACAUCUUCCCCGUGUUGCAGUCAUUGCCAAGUGCAGACUGGGAAGAGGGUGACCUGACUGACCAGGCCAGUUGCCCACGAUCCAGUGGAUCUGAUCCCCAAACAGUCAUAAGUGACACAGUGAUCCUUCCUGCUAGCAUGGUCAAGGUGAAGGUAGUAGCCUAUCCCUCUCCACACAGCCCCACAUUCAGACACAACCCCUUCAAUGAAGACUCAGACACCAACACCACCAACACCUCAGCUGAUGUCACACCAGUUCAUGUAGCCAGCCGCUACAACGCCACCACAACUGGAGAUGACACAGAGAUCGGCAACAAUGAGCUGGAGGUCAUCAGGAUGGCCAGAAGAAGGAAACCAGCCAAGAAGAGACGAGGGAGGGGCUCUACAGAUUCCAGUGGCAGCAUCCAUAACUCCAUCUCUUCUGAUCACAUGGAAAUGGCCACGGAGGAUGUGGAUUCAUUAAAUUGCACUGUAAUUCAUGUGGAUGGUGAAGAGGAGUUGAGCAGAAGCAGGUUGGGAUCAGAGACUGUGGAGGAGGGAGAAGAGGAUGGGGUAGAAGACCUUCUGCGCCUCCCAGAGAUGACCGACACCUCCAUGGACAAUGUAGGCCAACCCCUCUGUGACGUCAUGGAUCGUCUUAAUGGGGCUUUAGAUAAGGAGGCAACCUGGGAGCACCCGGAGGAGGAGGAGAAAAGUAGUGACCAUAGACCCAAGGAAUCUACUCAGCAGCCCUUUCGAGAAGACUCAGAGGGUAAGCCUCCUGACCCAGUACCAGGGGAGACGCCUCACUCUCCUCUGGUCAAUGGCCACGAGUUUCUGCAGGCCUCUGCUCCGACCAAAGACUUAUGCUGCUUUACCCCCGUCAGUCCAGACUCUGCUCCCACAGGUGGUGGCCACAAUGACACUACAGAGCAAAGCCAAUCAAAGACUGUUUCAGGUUGCUUUGAAGAUGAGGGAGAAGCAAAAGCGCAUACAGGACAGGAGCACCUCAUGAAGAAGGACAAGGGGGAUGUCCAAGGAGAGGAAACUGACAUGAAUACAUUUGAUGAGCAAACACAAGUACAAGAGGAGAAGCUCAGUCCCUCAGAAAGUUCUCACCCUGCAGAGUUUAAGGUGGACAACAAUCACUUGCUUCUUCUCAUGAUCCAUGUAUUUAGAGAAAAUGAGGAGCAGCUCUUCAAGAUGAUGAGGAUGAGUACAGGCCACAUGGAAGGUGACCUGCAGCCACUUUACCUGCUCCUCACUGACUGUUACAUCUACCUACUAAGAAAGGGUGCUGCAGAGAAGCCCUACACAGUAGAAGAAGCUGUUUCUUAUAAUGAAUUGGACUAUCUUUCAGUGGGCCUUGAUCAACAGACUGUGACAGUGGUUUGCACAAACCGGCGAAGGAAAUUCCUGUUGGACACCGCUGAUUGCUCGCUGACUAUCUGGUUCCUAUCUGUUCUCAAGUCGGCCAUGGUAAAGGGCUGCCGUGAGCCACCUUACCCCUGUGUUCUGACUGACGCUACCAUGGAAAAACUGGCUCUCACUAAGUUUGUCUCCCAGGAAUCUCACUGUGAGGUAUCAGAAGUAUCUAUCCACCUCUAUUCAUUGGUCCACUGGGAGGAUCCAAUGGACAUGACUUUGUCUCCACAAAGUGGCAUACCAAGCUCCAGAAUUACCAAGGAAGGGAUUGUGCAGUACCGCUCUGGUACCACCUACCUGGGCAAAGAGCUGUGGAAAAGCUGCUACCUUGUUCUCAGCAAUGGGAUUCUUUACCUGUAUGCAGAAAGAACUGAUGUGAUACCUCUUCUGUCAGUCACCAUGGGAGGAGAGCACUGUGGAGGCUGUCGGCGCUCAAACAGCACAGAGCGCCCCCACGCCUUCCAUGUCAUCCUAACAGAACGUCCACCACUGGAGCUCAGCGCCAACAAUGAGCAGGACAUGGCUGAAUGGAUGCAGUUGCUCUGUCAAUCUGUCUCAAAAGGGGUCAUCCCUCAGGGUGUGGUCCCUACUCCAUGUAUCCCAUGCUGCCUUGUGGUGACAGACGGAAAGCUGCUAACUUGCCAUCAGGACUGUCAGACGAGUUUCUUCCGCUCUCUGGGCAGCGUUGAUAUCUGUGAUAUCACCACCGUCAACCUGGAGUCCGACAAGGAGUACUGUGUCAUUGAGUUUACGGCGGAUCGGGCCCAUUUCCUUCCGCCCUGGGUUUUAUACUUCAGCAGCUGUGGAGAGAGAGAUCGGCUGUUGCAGACAUUAGACGACACAUGGAAAACCAUUUUCCAGGUCGACCUUCCCCACAGAGAAGUGUGUGAUCCGUCAGUGCAGAAGCGUUGUAGUGAGGCUCUCGGUCUGAUGAAGAGCGCCUGGCAGAGGGCGGACAGUCUGGCCCGAGGCAGAGCCCAGCGCGAACCCUGGUGCUGAUGGACACACUCACACAUGCACACACAUGCACACACAUGCACACACAUGCUCACAUUUGCUUACCUUUGGGAUGCCACUGAGACAAAGUGGUAGUAAAACAGUCAGAUAUAGAAUGACUAGCACACCAGUGAGAUGAUGCUGAACUAUCAGAGAAACGACCUUUGGAAGUACUAAUGCGUAUUGGACAUCACAUUAAAAGGAGACAUUCUCUCUUCAAAUGAAAUGAAGAGAGAUUCGUAGAUUGACAAUGAAUUUGAUUUGAUUCUGCUGAUGCAUGAUCAUUAUUCUGUUCCAGAGGUUCUCAGACAGCGCAAUAGUGCAGAAUAAAACGUUUCCAUUUAAGGUAUCACAUGAUGUGAUACAGGUAUAUAGUAAGGGUGAUAAUAGAUGCACAACAUGCACAGUUGAGUGAUGGGGGAGUUUUAAAUGAAUGAGCAGUACUGAGUAGUAAUCUUUUACUCAGAAGUACUGCCUGCUGAAGUAUCUCGCGUUUACUUUGAGAACAUUUUCUCAAGUGGAUUACACAUUUUAAAUCCAGCAAUGAAGUAAGUGUUUCCUCUUUUCCCUCAUCACCUUAAGUCUCUGAUAAACACCUUUCCAGUUUCUCUGCUCAGUGUGAAGACAUGAGUAUUGAUGAUUUUUUUUUAUUUAAAAACAUGUUUUGAUGCUUCUUGUAAUAUAGUACGUAAACUAUACCAAGAAAGCCAUACAUGAAGGGAGCAGAUGCUGCUCUUUUGCCGUGUGGAAAAGUUCAAACUCCUUGCCUUGCACACGCACAUGCAGACGCUUUCGUUACUUUACAAGACGUUAUACUGUACACCAACAUAUAACUAUGGAGCAAAUGUACAGCACUCUAUAGUAUGAUCGCAUAAUCACUACUAGGGUGUGUUCUAAUGCCUCAUACCUCUUCAAUGAAAUAUUCUCUCGUCCAUAUUGUUCAGUAAAUUAGCCUAACGGAAGGAAGAGGACCGUUGUGUGAAGUAUGUCUGGAUAAUUGUAGUGUUACAUGUUCAUAUUUAUCUCACAUCCAUCUACACCUGUUUAAAUGUUGUCCGACAAACUAUCAGGAAAUGCAACAGACUUGCCUUUUUGCUCCACUCUCUUAAGAUGAGCGGAGGCUUCCAUGCAAACUUGCACAUUGUUUUUUUUGUUUUUGUUUUUUUUAAUGGUACCACUUGUAGUUUUGUGUUAAUAUCUAACGCUCUAUGAAAUUUCCAUUUUAGAAGAAAGAGUUGGCUGAGAGGUGAUUGCCUUGGUGUAGACAUUUGUCUCUGCAGAUCAGAUUUGUAAUUAUAAUUGCCUUUACCCAUUGUGAGCUACAAGAGUUUUAGCUUUACACCUGUGGUUGGCGACAUCUUACUGUGAGAUGUGGCCACUUUAUGAGCUGUGAGACAUUAGUCUAUGAAAUCAUUAGUCAGCCAUAAGUGAUGUAGGACCAUGGCUGUGGUUUAAUAGUCUUUAAAGUCAGAGCAAGUGCAUCACCCAUAAAAUAAUCUAAUAUUAAAGUUUCAUUUGUUAUUAGAAAUUCAAAUCGUUUUAAAUUAAGCCUUUUUAAUUUCCUUACGAAUCCUCGUCAGUGGGCGACAAUGCAUGUGUUAAAAUCUGUCUCUUAACAGUGAUCAGAGACUUAAACUGCUGCUGUGUGGCUUUUUUUUGCAAUGACAAUAUUGGAUGAAAUAGCCAGUUUGGUUCGUCUAAUCUAAAUGAAGCACUGUUUGUCUAUUUAGUAGUUGCCUUACACUGAAUUAUGUGACAGACUGCACUGGGACAGGCAAACUGUCCUCUUAACUAAUGUUGUGGUUGUUGGAACAAGUCACAAACAUGUUUUAUGUAUUGAUGGGGAACCAAUCCCCACCAGGUGAUGCAUAUUCAACAAAGUAAGGUGUCAAAAAUAUUGUUGGUAAAAAGAAAAAAUACCAAAACUAAGCCACUGAAUAGGUUCACGGUAUCAAAAACGUCCCAGUGAUACACACGGUAUAAUUUCACGUACUCAUAUGUUGAUACAAACGUCUGUCUCUCUCAGUCACCCUGUCACUUAUAUUACUUCUGUUACUUAUUAUUACUCAGUGCUUUCAAAGUGACACUUGGCCUCAUCUUCUGCUCUUUUUCAAAGAAAUCUAAUCUCAGGUGAAAAAGGUACUUCACAUCCAAAACCUUAAAGAGUCACCGUGUGUUGUUAUUUUUAAAAUUGCUGCUGUUUUUUCUAAUUAAUUUUUUUUUUUUUUUAAAUCAAAUUUUCUACUUUUGUUCCUCCAAUAUUCCACACAACAUUAUGAAGUUAUUUUUGCACACACACAGAAGAGCAAAAUUAUACCAUUAGUUGGAAAAGUUUUUAUUUCAGUGGGCUCCAAAAUAGGACUGGGAUAUUUUUUGUGUGUUUAAAAUCCUCUCUGUCGGUGGGUUCGUUUUUCACCAGGGAGUGGACAGUUGCAAUAGUUGGGCUAACUUGAAACGUUCAUUGGUUUAUCGUUGAAAAAAACAAGUGCUUAGACCUAUGAAGUGUGUAGUUUGAGCAGUUUGAAAAUGUUGGACAUUGCUGGCCAAUGAUGGAUGACUUUUUUUCAGUCCUACUUAAAAAAAGAGCGAUUUUUGAUUCUGUCCACAAAUGUAAACCGCAUGUAAUAUUUAUGUUUGCUAGGUUUCAUGAACUGUAAAUAUAGCACUAAUUGAGUAUAACAUACCAUGAAUUUGCAUAUAUAUAUAUA